AUGGCGCAACAACAACAACAACAACAACAAGAAGAUGAGAACGGUUUCCCCUACAUCCAUCCUAACGAGAGCAAUCGCAGUUUACAUCGAUUGAACACUGCUGCAAAUAACAAUCAGGACGACGAUCGCAGGGCUGCUGCUAACAUGGUGAGUGCUGUUUCAGUGCAGCAGCAGCAGCAUCCACAGCAACAACAACAGCCACAGACCUCGCCACAGCAGCAACGAAACCGACCGCCGGUUGACCGUCCUCAAACAUCACCCAGCCUCCGUCCAGCGUCCCCCUUCCUCGAGUUAUCGACGCUACCCGUUGCCUAUCAACAGCAAGGUUUUUCCCGAAGAAACCCCGAUCUACUCAACAACAACACAGCCCAUGCCUCCCCUUCGUUUUCUCCUAUGAUGCGACCCCAAGAACCCACCGCACUGCCAUCCGGUUCUCGCAACAACUGCGAUGGCGAUAAUGUCCAACGAGCGGCUACCAGUUACCACACCAAGAACUCGCCUCUUCCUCGGCCACUACAUCUGCGACGGCCGAUCGUCACCGACAUGUCGAUAACUCCGUCCUCCAAGGUCGUUGCCACGAUCGGCCGGGGUGUUCCGGUGGUUGUCCAGAACGACGACACUAACUCUCCUAUCGAGCCUCCGGUGGUCAUCAUUGGCAAGAGUCCCGUCUUGAUGGCCUUGGGUUUGGGGACAAGCAUGCUUGCCCACUCGCAGUCGUCCGCCUCUGCUGCGUCGCCUAAAGCGACACCGCCUGCCAAGAGCACUGCGAGACGAGAAUCGACCCGUCGCCAAGCUGGAACAACUCAAACGCCGCAAUCACAAGCAUCAACUGAAGCACAAACACAAAUACAACAACAAAAGACACCACAUCACCAAGGAGCAAUCCAAUUCCCAGUCCCCAUCUCCGAGGAACAAGAUAUGGUCGAUGAGUCCGAUGAGAAUCCGUUCAUGUCCAAGGAGGAGUUCUGCAGACCUGCGCCUCAAGCCAUCCUUCCUGAAGGAUUCAAGCAUGCACAGUUCACUCUUCCCCUUCUGCCUCCGCCGCCUCAGUCCAAGAAAGCUGUGAACGAUGACAGCAGCGACGAUGAAGUGACUGGGCUCGACACUGGUCAACUGGUGUUGGAACCUUACCUCACACCUGCCGAACUGGCGGCCCAUAUUCCGUUCCCAGUCCCUGCUGUCGCCCCCAAGUAUACCAGAGAUCCUGCUGCGCCAAGUGAUGGCCAGACUGUUGCCCAAAACAUCACUCCUCCCACGCGUCCACUUCGACGUGCCACUGAUGCAGCUGACCAACUUUAUCAGUCUCAGUCCAAAUUCCAGGAACAAGAACGACAGGCUCUUCCAAGCAUUCAUCCUCUUACACCUUCAGCCAACGCUCCUUGGUCACCGUCACAUCCUCCUAUCCACAGAAGCUCGAGUCCAUUACCUUCCCCUACACCAUCCUCCUUGUCAAAUAAAUCCUCAAGCACCAACAGCACUCGCGUGAAACCACCACCACCAACCCUCCCUCCACCCCGCAGAUCUCGCUCAAAUUCAUUAAGCCAAGCAGGAUCUGAACGAAGCAUGUCCCCAGCACCGUCACUGUCCUACACCAGCUCCAACAUAUCUACGGGCCCGUCGAUCAUCUCUUCACAACCCGAGACGAUCGUGACCGAUGUCUCGUCCUUUGUUUCCUUGGGCGACACGCCAACAACAACCGCGUCAAUGUUCUGUACAUCCCCAACCUUUCUACCGGUGCUUUCACCCACAAGCCCUGCUACCCCGGGAAGAACCUUCUCGGUCUCAACAGUCGGGUCUCCGGCCACACCACGACUGCCACCGGGGCAGUCGCCGCUGAUUGAGGAGGGUGAUGUUUAUAGCUGGAUGGAGGGGAAGUUUGAUAACGACAGCAAUGAUGAUGGUGACAACAAGGUGGUUGUGCACCAGGUCAAGAAGAUACGAGUACCAGAGGCAGUUGGAGGAGGCACGCGGCUGUCGCGCUUCAACUUUGACAUCUAG
Molecule: messenger RNA, 1998 nt
Organism: Linnemannia hyalina
Lineage: Eukaryota; Fungi; Mortierellomycota; Mortierellomycetes; Mortierellales; Mortierellaceae
Source: the annotation of a GenBank genome assembly